Molecule: messenger RNA, 564 nt
Organism: Penaeus monodon (black tiger shrimp)
Lineage: Eukaryota; Metazoa; Arthropoda; Malacostraca; Decapoda; Penaeidae
Product: zinc finger protein 473 homolog
Exons: 2
Coding region: 1-564 (187 amino acids)
Biological process (GO): regulation of transcription by RNA polymerase II
Cellular component (GO): nucleus
Molecular function (GO): DNA-binding transcription factor activity, RNA polymerase II-specific; RNA polymerase II cis-regulatory region sequence-specific DNA binding
Source: RefSeq, a predicted model, not a curated record
AUGAUGAGUAUUCUCCCUGACCGGAUUCCCUUGGCUCAGCUCUCAGAUGAGGAAAUGUUGGGCACAGGAGUCUGUAUCAAGAGAGAACUCGACGAAGGUGUCACCGAAGACAUGUAUUUAGAAAUUAAGGAAGAACCGUAUGAUUAUGCAGAUGAAGCAAAAUAUAAAGCAGGAUGCAAUGAAAAAGGCUCAUGUGAUUUUACUGAGGAUUGCAACAAUAUUUCAUCAGGAGCACCAUUAGUGGCUGAGGAUUGUGGGAACAGGUGCUCGUCAGAUUGGGAUGAGGCACCACUUAAGGAAACUUAUGAGGAGGUUACACAUGGAAAAGUGGAUAAGAAAUUGCAACGUUUUUUAUGCGAGGUGUGCGGCAAGACGUUCUAUAAUAAGACAUAUAUAAAGAUUCACAUGAGAGUACACACAAAGGAGAAGCCAUACAGCUGUGAAUUUUGCAACAAAGCUUUCUCAAGGAAGAGUGACCAAGUGAAGCACAAAGAGUACAUACAAAGGAGAGGCCAUACAGCUGUGAAAUUUGCAAGCAAGCCUUCUCACAGAAAAAGAGUUUAG